CCCUUCCGGUGGCGCUCUGCCCCGCGCGUCUCUGUGCUCCGGAGUCCUCCAACGCCGUGCGGAGCGCUCCACUCCGAAGCCCCGCCCACUCCGAGAAGACCACGCCCACAAACAUUCAGACCACGCCCCCUUUGGCUAAGCCCCGCCCAUUCCCCCUUGAAGCCCCGCCCACGGGCCGCCAUGGCCCCGCCCCUUUUGUGGGCGUGGCCGCUGCUGGCCCUGGCGGUGGGCGGGGCGGUGGGCGGGGCUUGCACCGGAAAGAGGUGGAGCCUAACAGGAAGCGGAGCUUUGAGUGAUGGCGCCGGGAACUACUCGGUGAUGGGGGACUGCAUCUGGGUGCUGCACGCCCCCCCCGGGCAGCGCGUGCUGCUGACGCUGAUGGAAGUGGAGACGGAGUGCGGCUUCGACUUCCUGUUCGUCUUCGAUGGCCCCGCCUCCCGCGGGCGCCUAUUGGCUGCGCUCAGCGGGAACGCCCCGCCCCCACCGCUGCUGGAG
Gallus gallus (chicken) is the source of this 495-nucleotide messenger RNA. Its product is annotated as multiple epidermal growth factor-like domains protein 8. NCBI's taxonomy places the organism in Eukaryota, Metazoa, Chordata, Aves, Galliformes, Phasianidae. The transcript has 3 exons. The annotation marks the transcript as partial. The record is from RefSeq and is a predicted model, not a curated record.